CCUAAUUGUUGUGAUAAACUUAUUAAAUAGAUCAUCGAUAAAACAAACAUUUUGUUAAUGUAGCUUCAGCUGCUAAGGUAUCUCAGUAGAGAUUUAAUACGAGAUGGCGAAACUAUCAGAUCUUGUCAAUGGACCGGCGCACAAUAAUGAAUCUCACGGACAACAGCACAACGGAAAUGAAGCAAAUUCUGGCAUGGAUACUAGCUCUGCCGUCGCACAGAACGCUCAUGUAUUGAAUCCUUUUAAUAUCCCGAAUUUAAACAUAACUGAUGUCUGGGAGACAAAUCUUGAGGAGAUUUUUGCUAAAAUACGAACUAUCAUUGAUACUCACUACUAUGUGGCAAUGGACACCGAAUUUCCAGGUGUUGUCGCCCGGCCACAAGGUCAAUUCAAAAGCCAUUCCGAUUACACGUAUCAGAGUGUUAGGUGCAAUGUGGAAUUACUGAAAAUCAUUCAACUAGGCCUGGCGUUCUUCAACGAAGCUGGAGAGCUGCACUCUUGCUACCAGUUCAAUUUCAAAUUUGACAUCCAGCACGACAUGUUCGCCAAGGACUCCAUAGAUCUUCUUCAGACUUCUGGCAUCCAGUUCAGUCGCCUCUCCGAAGACGGUGUUGACAUACUACACUUUGCUGAACUCCUCAUGGUGAGUGGGCUAGUGCUAGUAGACAGCGUGAAGUGGAUCUCUUUCCACUCGAGUUACGACUACGGAUACCUUCUGAAGCUCCUCUGCAACCGCAGUCUGCCGGAGACAGAGGACCAGUUCUACUCCCUCCUCCAGAUAUACUUCCCACUCAUUUACGACGUCAAAUUCCUCAUGAAGAGCUGCAAGGCACUUAAAGGUGGCUUGUCUGACAUUGGCGAGCAACUGGAUGUGGCCAGAAUCGGACCAGAGCACCAGGCAGGCAGUGACAGUAUCCUCACUGCUAUGAUUUUCUUCAAAAUGGUUAAGGUUUACUUCGAGGACCAUUUGGACGAUGACCAGUAUGCUGGACAGCUGUUCGGCCUCGGAGCCAACAAGUGAAGAGAACCAAAGCGAAUCAGCUGCACUGUGCAAUGGUAGAAAAGCUCGGUUUGCCGAAGAUAUCUUAGUCGUGUUUCAAAAGUUUAAAUUUAUCCUAGAAUCCAUGCGAUUCAUUAUGAAAUUUUGCAAAAAUUUGUUAAUGGUAUAACUAAAUUAUAACAGCAGUUAUUACAGCAGUUUUAUGCUUUCAGUUUUUGGUGAAAAUUGAAAAAAAAAUGAGUUUUUUUUAAUUGGCAACUUGAAGCUUCGGCAAUCGCGAUGCAUCCUGACCAGAAUAAAACAAUCUUUUUCUCAUGAUAUCUGCAGUAUGGGAAAGAUUAAAGAUGUAAAUUUCAUUCGGGCGAUGAAUUAUUUGUUUCGUGGAUUUUAAUUGAACUUGGAGCGAGUUUGAUCUUGAUUGGGUGUCCUAGUUCCACAUUAGAUGAGUCACAAUGCUAAAAAUUAAGAAGCCUUAAAAAUCAUAAAUUAUGUCUUUGAAAAAUUCUCAUAUCUCUUACUUAAUUUUCUACAUUUGUAGAUUGUGAAAGAUUGGAAUAAUCAUCUGUUUAGUAGGAAGAAGAGUUUCGUAUUUUUUAGCAUUGUUAUAAUGUGAUUACCAUGUAAUAUGAAGCUCUUCGAAAUCAGAUUUAGACAAGCUCA
Symsagittifera roscoffensis is the source of this 1660-nucleotide messenger RNA. Its product is annotated as CCR4-NOT transcription complex subunit 7-like. Gene Ontology annotation, cellular component: CCR4-NOT core complex; CCR4-NOT complex; P-body. Lineage: Eukaryota; Metazoa; Xenacoelomorpha; Acoela; Convolutidae. Bases 104 to 1021 code for a protein of 305 amino acids. The transcript is spliced from 9 exons. The record is from RefSeq and is a predicted model, not a curated record. Gene Ontology annotation, molecular function: nucleic acid binding; poly(A)-specific ribonuclease activity.